AGCCGCGUGCACUCAGACACUACGGAGGCCCGGAGGGGAAUGAACCAAAACCAGUUUGGCCGCUACGAAGACUCUGUGGAGCUUGGCGCUGUUCACCGGAGCCCGAGGACAAGAACCAGAAGAAGAACCAGAAGGAGGAAGUGACAUCACAGAGGAAGACAAAGUGUAAACAUGGAGACGUCUCGUCUGGCUGCUGACAGACUCAGAACUUUGUGAAGUCCAUUUAAGGUCCAUUUAAUCAGCAGUCUGUGAGCUGCAGCAUGCUGACGGCUGUCAGAGCCUCCGGGUGCCUCAGACCCCUGAGGAGAGUGUGGAGCUGUGCUAUGAGCUCAGGAUACCAGCAGGCUAACGUCGUCAUCCUGCCCAGUCACCUGGCAGAUGACUUUGAGACAUUCUGUCAUAGAAAUCCUGCCCCCUUGCCACUCCUUUAUCGCAGCCAAUCAGGAGAGACUUCCUGUCCACCUCUCGCCAAACAUGCUGACAUAAGGACGGACGUCUCUCAGUUCUGUGUGUAUGAAGACGGCCAGCUGGUGAAAACCGUGUCCAGCUUGCAGACGUCCAGCACUCAGCACAGGAACUCGUCGGAGGCUUCGAGUGGCGUCUCCUGGUCAGACAUGGUGUGUUUCUACCUGGGCUGCAGUUUUGGCUUCGAGGGCAGCAUGAAGAAGGCCGGAGUCCCUGUCAGGAACGUGGAGCAGGGCGCCAACGUCAGCAUGUUCAGGACUUCAGUUCCCUGUGUUCCUGCAGGAGUGUUCUGCUGCCCUCUAGUGGUCACUAUGCGUCCUGUUCCAGCUGCCAUGUUGGAUGCUACAGUGGAAGUGACUCACCUCAACCCGCUAGCACAUGGAGCCCCUGUACAUAUAGGAGACCCAGCUCUCCUCGGGAUACACGACCUGUCCAGACCAGACUACGGUGACGGGGUGGAGCUGCAGCCCGGUGACGUCCCGGUGUUCUGGGCCUGUGGAGUCACUGCCAUAGAGGCCAUACUGAGCAGCAAGCCGUCUCUGGCGUUCAGUCACUCCCCGGGCUGCAUGUUCCUGACAGACGUCCCAGACUCCUCCUCUCCUCCACCCUCUGACACUGUGCGCUCCCCCACCUCGGAUCACAGUCUGGAUCUGAUCCCUCGCAGCUUCCUGCUGUCCCAGAAUCCCUUGUUGUACAGUUUGGUGUCUCACAGGGCCAUGGAGAAAAUCAGACAGCUGGAGACGAUUAUCGGAGAGGACCCAGGGCAGCGAGGGAUCAGAGCUUUGUUUGUUCAGGAUGAACUCCUGCGCUCCUGUCUGUCACUCUCCCACGCCGCCUCUGUUGCCAUAACAACCGGCUUCCCCACACACUACCAGCACAGCCCUCCAGACGAGACAGAUGGCCCACCAGGAGCCAUCGCCAUGGCAACCAUGCUGCUGUCACUAGGGAAACAGGUGACGAUGGUGACGGACAAGAGAGGCCUGGACAUGAACCGGGCCAUCAUCGAUGAGGCCGUGAGGACGGGUGUGCUGAAAAGUGCCGUGCCAUUGGUCACCUUUGAAGACGGCGGCCCAGACUCUGCUCUGCACUUCCUGUGUCACCAUGGAGACCGCAGUAAACCCAGGUACGACCACCUGGUGGCGAUAGAGCGCAGCGGACGUGCUGGAGACGGAAACUAUUACAACAUGAGAGGAAUAAACAUCAAACAUCUGGUGGAUCCCAUCGACGACCUGUUCAUCGCUGCCCAGGAGAUACCAGGCAUCAGUACGACAGGGAUCGGUGAUGGAGGUAACGAGCUGGGGAUGGGUAAGCUGAAGGAGAAGGUGAGCACCUUGAUGCCCAAAGGGAGUCUCAUCGCCUGUGAUGUUCCUGCUGACUUCGCCAUCACUGCUGGAGUGUCUAACUGGGGAGGAUAUGCGGUGGCCUGUGGGCUCCACCUGCUGCACACCUGCCCCUCCCACCAGAGGUACCUGAGGAGAGGACUGGGACUGGAGCAGGGAACCCCCCGAGACCAGCUGCAGGACUGGACCGCUAACCUGCCGUCUGUGGAGAAGGAGGAGUCCAUCCUCUCCACUCUGGUGCGUUUCGGGAUAAGAAGCGGGAAAACUGGUAACCUGGCCAUGGAGGUGGACGGAUUGACCUUUCACCCCACACACUCCGACAUCAUCACCAGACUGCUGGAGGUCACGCGGGGAUCAAACUACUGUUAGAAAGGCCGACUGUGACGUUCCUCACGUCUGACCUGCAGAGCUCAGAACUUAAACGUGUUACAACAAUUGAAGAACAAAAACACUUUAUUAGUUCAGUAGAUUGCCAGUUACCUUGUUCUCAAACAGCCUGAGUUCAUUUUAAUUGGAUAAGACCAGUUUUGUUCUGAAGUCUUGAACUUCAGUUCAGAGUUAAACAUGUUAUUGUUUUAGAAACAGAGUUUGUCUCCUCGAGUUCUGGACAAAAUGAUCUUGUUGUCUCAUUAGUUAUUCCAUGAUAAUGACCUAAAUAACUCUCCAACUCUUAAGCAAAUUAAAUUGAACUUGCUAUUGCCAGAAAGCUCAGGAAAUAAUUAGUCUGACCUGCAGCUGUUCAGAGCUUCUGUAUUAUCAUGCUUAUCCACAGACACAACUAAUGACUGAGCUAAUUAGCCGACUAACAACAAGAGCGAAGGGCCAGAAUGAGGCUGCUGAAUAGAUCUGCCUUCCACUGUUUUGUUUUUACUGCUGAGCUUCAUGUCUUAUGAUGUGUUAAUAUAAAUACACAGUGUGUGUGUUCCUGUUCAGACACCUGAUGACUUCAGAUCAAUAAUACUGAACAGAACGUAUUUGUCUCACGUUCUGAUGGAAAAGAGCAAAAACUGAGUAGUCAGAAAUAUUUAAAAACUGCUCGAAGUGACUUUUGAUUUGAAUUUUGUAUGAUCAAAAUAUAUUUUAGAUUAAAUAUUAUGACCAGAAG
Messenger RNA from Acanthopagrus latus (yellowfin seabream), 2910 nucleotides. RefSeq names its product D-glutamate cyclase (gene dglucy). The coding region runs from base 261 to 2174 and encodes 637 amino acids. Lineage: Eukaryota; Metazoa; Chordata; Actinopteri; Spariformes; Sparidae. The transcript is spliced from 16 exons. The record is from RefSeq and is a predicted model, not a curated record. Gene Ontology annotation, biological process: glutamate metabolic process. Gene Ontology annotation, molecular function: D-glutamate cyclase activity.